Exophiala viscosa is the source of this 2036-nucleotide messenger RNA. RefSeq names its product alpha 1,6-mannosyltransferase. Bases 477 to 1580 code for a protein of 367 amino acids. Gene Ontology annotation, molecular function: alpha-1,6-mannosyltransferase activity. Lineage: Eukaryota; Fungi; Ascomycota; Eurotiomycetes; Chaetothyriales; Herpotrichiellaceae. The transcript is spliced from 2 exons. The record is from RefSeq and is a predicted model, not a curated record. Gene Ontology annotation, cellular component: mannan polymerase complex. Gene Ontology annotation, biological process: protein N-linked glycosylation.
CGAUUUAUCCAUAAUUGCGUCGUCACCCUUCCCUACGCUGCUUCAUUACUGUCCAUCUCUCCUUUUCCUCUUCGCUGUGGCGCUGCAAGAUCUCAAAUUCACCAUACGAACGCAUCGGCUUCCCUACACGUGUCCACAACUCGCUCUAAGACCGUCACAGCAACCUUCUGCCACCAUCCCUGCGUCGUUCCUGCAUCUGCGCUGGGGCCCGACGCAUCCACCUGAGACAGACCUUUCCGGAUGACCAUGUACCACCACCAGUUCUGGUAAACGAUCCCCACGCAACUCCCUUGCGGCUGUACCUGCUGCCAAACCUUUGUGCGAUUCUCCUCGUCGAAAGUCAUAUCGUCGUCUGUAGAGGUGCAGGUGGAACAGAUGCUUCUGGCAACGCGGUUUAUGCGAGUAUCGUUGUGCUGCCGACGAUUGGGGAAUAUCUGUUGACCAGAAGAAGGAGUUUGUUCAACUGUCGCGCAUAUAUGGCUAUCUCUACCACCACAAAACGAGUUGCACUCGUAGCAGUCGUGCUCCUCGCGUUGUUUCUACUCCUUCGGCCUACCUCAUCAUCUCUGUCCGAUACGAAUGCUCUGGAGUCCAGUCCUAAAGCACCAGCACAGGCUUCGCGAUCCUAUCCACCUCCGAAACCUUCCAAGAAAUCUCAAAAAGCCGAUGAGCAGACACUCCGAGAGCUGGCGUCCAAGCCACUCCGGGAUCGACUACGCUAUCAUUUCCCUUAUGAUAUCGAAUCCAGAUUUCCUGCCUACGUAUGGCAGACGUGGAAAGCAGGACCGGGUUCUGGCGACUUCGAGGAAAGAUUGAGACCCUUCGAAGCGUCCUGGUCAACCCUACACCCGGGGUUUGUGCAUGAGGUCAUUACCGAUGAUGCGGCUGUACAUCUGGUCAAUUACUUGUAUGCUUCGGUCCCUGAAGUCAUCGAGGCGUAUGAAGCCAUGCCUCUUCCAGUCCUGAAGGCAGACUUCUUCCGCUAUCUGAUCCUUCUUGCACGUGGUGGCAUCUACAGCGACAUUGACACACAAGCACUUAAGUCGGUGGUCGAGUGGCUGCCACCGAACCUUGACAAGUCCACGGUUGGCUUGGUCGUGGGAAUCGAGGCUGACCCAGACAGGCCGGACUGGAGUGAAUGGUAUGCUAGGAGAAUACAAUUUUGUCAAUGGACCAUCCAGUCAAAGCCCGGGCAUCCGGUGAUGAGAGACAUUGUCGCAACCAUCGCAGAAGACACUCUUGCGAUGAAGAAGGCUGGCAACCUCCCAGAAGGCCAAAAGCCGACCAAGAGCAUCAUGGAAUUCACCGGGCCUGGUGUAUGGACUGAUGCUGUGUUCUCGUACUUCAACAACAAGGAGUACUUUGAUUUCAGUUCACGGAGGUCCAAUGUUACAUACUCGGACUUCUUUGGCAUCACGGAACACAAGAAGAUUGGAGAUGUCGUUGUACUCCCCAUCACCAGUUUCAGCCCUGGGGUCGGGCAAAUGGGCGCCGAGGGGCCAGAUCACCCAAUGGCUUUUGUGAAACAUGAGUUUGAUGGAUCUUGGAAACCACAGAGCGAACGCAUGAAGGGCGGUUGAUAGCCGCGAACGACCCUGAAUUCCAGAGACACGGCUGGUCGUUCAGAUUGGGAAUACACAUUGAGUUUCAAAGCAUAGCGCAAGGCGAUAUUAUUGAAAAGCGGUUUAUGUCGUGACUUAUUGGCGGCACUGGUCAAAGCGUAUAGACAUCUCGGGAAGCGCUAUAGAAAAGCACGGGCGCAACAGGGCUCAAAAGGACAGCAUACGCGUGUAUGCACCGGGAUCCUUUGGUCAACAACAGACACAUAGCAACCUAAUGAUGAUGAGGUCGGAAAAUAACAUUCUGCGCCUCGGUUUGGAAACGAAUAUGAGUCGGGACUGAGAAAUGACAAGCACACAUCUGUCUUGUAGGAAAAUUGACGUGACGAGGCUGGACGCCUGUCUAUCAUCAGGGAAAGGAUACCUCAGAUAGGGGUACGGAGUGCAUGCGCAAUGCUCAGGACUGAUUUUCUGGUA